Molecule: messenger RNA, 558 nt
Organism: Polypterus senegalus (gray bichir)
Lineage: Eukaryota; Metazoa; Chordata; Cladistia; Polypteriformes; Polypteridae
Product: reelin
Exons: 4
Coding region: 1-558 (185 amino acids)
Biological process (GO): central nervous system development; neuron migration
Molecular function (GO): lipoprotein particle receptor binding
Source: RefSeq, a predicted model, not a curated record
AUGGAAAAACUACUUGAAACUUUUGAAUGUUUUCAUUUUCUUAUUGCCCUUUUAUGUUCUGUCUGCAACCUGUCAAGUGCCACCUCCGGCUGGAUUCAGAGCUACUACCUGGAGCAAGAUGAGUGGGCUUUGGACAAUAUCUACAUUGGACAGCAAUGCCCUCAUAUGUGCCAUGGUCACGGCUGGUGCAAACAUGGUGUAUGCAGCUGUGACGAUGGUUUUACUGGUGUGGACUGCCAGCCCCAGACAUCCCUCUCUUCCAAUGUCAUGUCAGACUUUGAGUUGAAGAAUACUCUGCACAAUACCUGGCAGGAAGUUAUAGGUGGUGAGAUAGUGAGGCCAGAGGAGGGUUGUGGAGUUAUCUCCUCUGGGUCAUCUCUGUACUUCAGCAAGGCAGGACGCAGACAUUUAGUCAGCUGGGACCUGGACACCAGCUGGGUGGACUUUCUUCAGUUCUCCCCUGAGGAUUGGUGGGGAAAAGCAGAAUGUAACGGGCUGAUAGUCGUGGCGCUGCUUCAGUACAGUAACAAUGGGGAUCACCUGGGGACUUCUCGCUGA